CUUGAGAUUCAGAUUGUUCCUUUAGCAGCCAAUAUCGUUUAUUUCCAGAACCUUUUUCCAUCUGGAUCUGGACCCAGAUCCAGAAAUCUAAUAAUUGAUGUCGCCAGUGCACCUAUUGUUGGAUCAACCUGUUCUUCAAGCUAGCCAAACUGAUCGGGUCAGGAUCUGAGUCAAAUCCUACUUUUGGAUCCAUAUCUCUUCUUCAAGUUCCUUCAAGCUGGAAAACUUUCCAGGGGGACCCAGAAAGGUGGAACAAAAAGCUUCCUCUACGAUUGCUUUGUCAGCAAAAAGUUCAGAAAUGCUACCUCUGAAACGAUACCCUCUUAUAUCUUCUGCCAUUUUUGUCAUCUGUAAUGUUUAUAAGAUGGAAAAUUUUGACGCCUCAUUUUCCACCAAGAAGAGAAGCGCAGGAAAAGGCAUUAAUUAAAAUGUGGCGAGAGGUUACUUGCAUUGGUUAAACAGUUGUGCUCCAAUCUGUGGAAGUCAGGAAUUUCUUUUUCUUCACAUCUUCAAUGAAUUAGAACACAAACAUAGCAUCAACCUAAACUCUGCCGGAAUGCAGCUUAUUAAAGCAAACAGAUGGCGUGCAUCUUUGCUCAUUGCUGCGUUAGAAACCUGGUUCUGAUCUGAACAAGUCAUGAAGAGGGGAACAAGCCAAGAGCAGAAUAUGGCUUUGGGGGGUAGCCCAUGCAGGGAGAGGAGCUCAGAGCUUGUGUUCCUGGACGUGGAGACGACGAUGCCGGUGAGGAAGGAGAAGAGGUUCAGGAUGCUGGAGUUCGGUGCUAUCGUGGUGUGCCCGAGGAAGCUUGUAGAGAAGCGGAGCUACUCCACGCUCAUAAGGCCUGGUGACCUCUCCAUGGUGCCUGAAAGCUCCAGCAGGUCGGACGGCAUUACCAGGGAAGCCGUUGCCGCUGCUCCUAAAUUCGAAGAAGUUGCGGCCACCAUUUACGGGAUCUUACAUGGAAAAGUGUGGGUGGGUCAUAAUAUUUUAAGAUUUGAUUCUGCACGCAUUCGAGAAGCAUUUGCAGAGAUCGGGCAUGCCGCCCCCAAGCCGGCCGGCAUGAUUGAUUCCCUGGACAUCCUGAUGAACAAGUUUGGACCAAGAGCAGGGAACAUGAAGAUGGCUUCAUUGGCAGCAUACUUUGGGCUUGGGAAGCAGAAACACCGAAGCUUGGACGAUGCAAGGAUGAAUCUGCAAGUUAUCAGAUGUUGUGCGACCAUAUUGUUCUUGGAAUCCAGCCUUCCAAGCUUGCUAUCUGCAAGAGACACUGGCUCUCCGAGUGCCUCAACUAGAAGCCGAACCAGAGAGAAGCCAUCUGCUGAUGGUACGAACAAGAAGACCACCCCUCCUUUGAGAGUGAGGCAGUCGCUCAUGUGUCGAACAAUUGCGAGGCCGAGUCUAAGACAUCUGCUUAGACAUGCAAUGGUAAGGUGACAAAAGAUAAGUUGCAGUUCUCUCAAGGCAGCUGGAAUCAUUAAUCAAGCUCUGCUAUGACAUCAUGCUCUUGUUGAACAUCAAUUCUUCCAGAAAGGGCAGCCUGAAGCAAAGAAGAAUACUUUCAGAAAUUCUGCAAUCUCUUGAGGGAGUCUAAAAUGUACAAAUUAAAUUCAAUAUAAACAAA
Nymphaea colorata (pocket water lily) is the source of this 1622-nucleotide messenger RNA. Its product is annotated as protein NEN4. The record is from RefSeq and is a predicted model, not a curated record. The coding region runs from base 638 to 1435 and encodes 265 amino acids. NCBI's taxonomy places the organism in Eukaryota, Viridiplantae, Streptophyta, Magnoliopsida, Nymphaeales, Nymphaeaceae. The transcript has 6 exons. Gene Ontology annotation, molecular function: 3'-5' exonuclease activity; nucleic acid binding.